AUGACCAGCGACGAUGACAUCAGCAAUACCCGUAAAUCGCUAGCACAAGCUCAGCCGCAGGAGAAGCGACUGAUAGAAAGAGAUGAGAAGAGGAACUACUACUACUACUAUAUAAAUAUAGUGAUGCUGCGGAACCCUAUACAAGUCAAUCAUUUGGAGUGGCGUAAUUCUGUCCCGAAUCUUGCAUCCGGAUGUGUAGCCGAUGGCGCAGUCUUCUCUCUCCUGGUCGAAGAUCCACGGAUUUCCAGGCCACGUUUUAGAAAAGUACCAGUUGUCGAGUCCUCUACAUCCACAACGGCGUCGUUUUCCCCUCCACAGUCAUCCUUUUGGAAUAAGGACGCCCGGUUGAAAGCUCUAUCAUGCCGAAUGACCGAUUCGGAAUUGAAUACUCUGAAAGGAAAAUGUCUUGGUCAAAUCAAAGAGACUGAAGCUAAGAUUCCCGUGCUAGUUGUGUUCCGAAGCGGAGGAUCUGGCCGUGCUGAUACUCUUUCCGGAUGUGAACUGAUCGUCCCCUGUGGAUUUGGCAUGUAUAUAAUUUGUUUUGUGGCUUUCUUCUUACGAGACAAUCCAUUAGUCCGCUUUUAUUGA
This is a messenger RNA of Cooperia oncophora, 588 nucleotides long. NCBI's taxonomy places the organism in Eukaryota, Metazoa, Nematoda, Chromadorea, Rhabditida, Trichostrongylidae. The record is from the annotation of a GenBank genome assembly.